CCCCGCCCCAGUGGAACCCGCGGGGGGAAUCUGGUGACUGAGCGAGAGCGCGGCCGUGAAGAGGCGCAUCUGAGCGGAUCGAAGGGUUCCAGAGGUCACUGCAGGAAGCUGAGCGGGCAGAGCACUUCUGGCCGGUCCUGAGCCAUGCUGCUGAUGAUAGUGCCCUUGCUGGCUCUUGUCACCCAGGGGCUGGCCCUAGACAAUGGGCUCCUGAAGACGCCACCCAUGGGCUGGUUGGCUUGGGAACGCUUCCGCUGCAACAUCAACUGUCAAGAUGACCCACAGAACUGCAUCAGCGAGCAGCUUUUCAUGGAGAUGGCUGACCGGUUGGCACAGGACGGGUGGCGGGACCUGGGCUACAAAUACCUCAACAUCGAUGACUGCUGGAUUGGUGGCCGGGAUAACCAAGGCAACCUGGUGGCUGAUCCCAAGCGCUUCCCCAAUGGGAUCCCUUUCCUGGCUGACUAUGCUCACUCCUUGGGGCUGAAGCUGGGCAUCUACGCAGACCUGGGCAACUUCACCUGCAUGGGUUACCCAGGCACCACGCUGGACAAGGUGGUUCAAGACGCACAAACCUUCGCCACGUGGCAGGUGGACAUGCUGAAGUUGGAUGGCUGCUACUCCACCUCCCUGGAGCGGGCCCACGGGUACCCCAAGAUGGCUGCUGCCCUGAAUGCCACUGGCCACCCCAUUGCCUUCUCCUGCAGCUGGCCAGCUUAUGAGGGGGGCCUCCCCCCAAAGGUGAACUACACCACGCUGGCCAAGACCUGUAACCUGUGGCGUAACUAUGAGGACAUCCAGGACUCCUGGAGCAGCAUGCUCAACAUCUUGGACUGGUUCGUGAGUCACCAGGACGUCCUGCAGCCUGUGGCCGGCCCUGGGCACUGGAACGACCCUGACAUGCUGCUGAUUGGGAACUUUGGCCUCAGCUUCGAGCAAGCCCAGUCCCAGAUGGCUCUGUGGACAGUGCUGGCGGCGCCCCUGUUCAUGUCCACCGACCUGCGGACCAUUUCCGCCAGGAACAUGGACAUUCUGCAGAAUCCACUCAUGAUCAAAAUCCACCAGGACCCCCUUGGCAUCCAGGGGCGCAGGAUUCUCAAGGAGAAAUCCCAAAUUGAGGUGUACCUGCGGCCACUGUCCAACAAAGCCAGCGCCCUGGUCUUCUUCAGCCGGAGGAUGGAUAUACCUUACCACUACCAGUCCUCCCUGGCCAACCUGAGCUACUCCAGCACCUACAUCUACGAGGUCCAGAAUGUCUACACGGGUGAAACCAUCAGUGGCCUCCGUGCCUAUACUAACUUCACAGUGGUCAUCAACCCUUCAGGGGUGGUAAUGUGGUACGUGUACCCCACCAAGAACCCUAACACAUCCUGGCUGUGAGGGGCAGUCUGUGCGGCAGCGGCUGUGGUGGUACCAGGUCCAGACCAUGUGCGGAGCGUCCGCAUGUCCAGGGACAGCGGGGAGGGCUUGCUGCUCCCACCUCCGCUUGGCGUCCUGACCCCAGCAUACCGGGUCCCCCCUCAGAGCCAGGCACCACCAGGUGUCCACUGUGAACAGGUUGGGGACUUGUCUCCCGGCCUCCGCCUUGUCUCGGUGGCCCUGCAGACCCCACUGAACACCUCAGCCAGCCCCCUGAGCCCUGUGGGAGCCCAGCCUCUGAGCUUCUUGCCGACUUUGAAAUCAGGACUUGUUUGUCUCAGAGGUCUGACCCCUGUUGGGGUGUCCCUGAGCUGUGUGAUUGGCCUUCCUGCCUGAAGAAAGCCCUGCGGCAGGUUGGUGCCACAGGGUCAGAGGAGACGCGAGCCCCUUGGGGCCACCAAUAAAGCUGUUCUCGAGUC
Molecule: messenger RNA, 1838 nt
Organism: Echinops telfairi (small Madagascar hedgehog)
Lineage: Eukaryota; Metazoa; Chordata; Mammalia; Afrosoricida; Tenrecidae
Gene: NAGA
Product: alpha-N-acetylgalactosaminidase
Exons: 10
Coding region: 145-1380 (411 amino acids)
Biological process (GO): glycoside catabolic process; oligosaccharide metabolic process; glycosylceramide catabolic process
Cellular component (GO): cytoplasm
Molecular function (GO): alpha-galactosidase activity
Source: RefSeq, a predicted model, not a curated record